CCCAUUUAUGGUAUUCUAGUUCUUUCUUUAAACCCUAGCUAUAUAAACAAACCCACACACAUUAACACUCUUCUUCAAUAUCAGCUACUCGCAUCACCACCACAGCUACAGCUAGGGUUUAUUCAAGCUUCAAGAGCAGCAAAUCAACCGAAGCCAUGUCGAGGAGAAAGACCAGAGAACCCAAGGAAGAGACAGUUACCCUUGGACCAGCUACCAGGGAGGGUGAAUUGGUCUUUGGUGUUGCUCACAUUUUCGCCUCUUUCAACGACACUUUCAUUCAUGUGACUGAUUUGUCUGGACGUGAAACAAUGGUUCGCAUUACUGGUGGAAUGAAGGUGAAGGCUGACAGAGAUGAAUCUUCUCCUUAUGCUGCUAUGCUUGCAGCACAAGAUGUUUCUGUACGAUGCAAGGAGCUUGGAAUUAAUGCUCUUCACAUUAAGCUUCGGGCUACAGGAGGAAACAAAACUAAGACUCCUGGUCCUGGUGCCCAGUCUGCUCUUAGAGCCCUUGCCCGUUCUGGAAUGAAAAUUGGUCGCAUAGAGGAUGUUACUCCUAUUCCCACUGACAGUACUCGCAGAAAGGGUGGUAGAAGAGGAAGGAGGCUGUGAAUUCUUCUCAGCAACAAACUUGCUGCAUGGCAGAAUAUUUUGGUUAAGGAUGCAACUUUGAUUUUGUUUUACAUCUUAGAUUUGAGCAUUUUGUAGACCGAGUACAAGUUAUUCUGACUUAUGAUCAUUUGGAGCUUUUGCAAUAUUGUGAGAUGGAAAAUAUUUCGUGGAGUUGGAUUAGUAAUUUGUCUUUGCCGU
Messenger RNA from Lycium ferocissimum, 806 nucleotides. RefSeq names its product small ribosomal subunit protein uS11y-like. Bases 156 to 608 code for a protein of 150 amino acids. Gene Ontology annotation, cellular component: ribosome; cytosolic small ribosomal subunit. Lineage: Eukaryota; Viridiplantae; Streptophyta; Magnoliopsida; Solanales; Solanaceae. Gene Ontology annotation, molecular function: structural constituent of ribosome; mRNA 5'-UTR binding; small ribosomal subunit rRNA binding. The transcript is spliced from 6 exons. Gene Ontology annotation, biological process: maturation of SSU-rRNA from tricistronic rRNA transcript (SSU-rRNA, 5.8S rRNA, LSU-rRNA); translation; ribosomal small subunit assembly. The record is from RefSeq and is a predicted model, not a curated record.